UGUUAGGGGGGCGGCGGGAGUCAUUUAUGCAGAGCGGGCGCUGCUGCCAUUGCCACUCGCACUCCCCGCGCGCCGCUCGGAGCCGGAGGGAGCGCAGGGAGCGAGCUAGCGAGCGCUCGGAGCCCGGGCCAGCAGAGGGGGCGCCCGGCCGCUGCCUGCACCGCCGCCUCCGCCGCGUUCCGGGGCCCGGGGAGGAGCGAAGGCUAGUCGGAGAGUCGGGAGCCGAGCCGGCGAGACCCAACUGCAGGAGGGCGCCCGCCCCGCUCAGCCGCCUCCUGCGCCGGAGCCGGGGAGCCCCCGCCGAUCGCCCCGCGGGCCGGAGGGCACGGCGCGCAGGUCCCCGCAGCCCCAGGGAUGGUCUAGGAGCCGGCGCCAGGCUCGCCGUUUGCUCCCCGCCGGGGCUCGCCGCCUCCUGCGGAUCGCCCAGGGCUGCGCGCCGCGGCGGCCGGGGGCUGCGCGCCGGGGCGGCCCAGGCCGGAGAAGUUAGUUGUGCGCGCCGCUCGUGCGCGGAGUCAGCGAGCGAGCGAGGGAGGCAGCGAGGCGCCGGGGCCAUGGGCUGGGGGAGCCGCUGCUGCUGCCCGGGACGCCUGGACCUGCUGUGCGUGCUGGCGCUGCUCGGGGGCUGCCUGCUCCCCGUGUGCCGGACGCGCGUCUACACCAACCACUGGGCAGUCAAAAUCGCCGGCGGCUUCCCGGAGGCCAACCGCAUCGCCAGCAAGUACGGAUUCAUCAACAUGGGACAGAUCGGAGCCCUGAAGGACUAUUACCAUUUCUAUCAUAGCAGGACGAUUAAAAGGUCAGUUCUCUCGAGCAGAGGAACCCACAGUUUCAUUUCAAUGGAACCAAAGGUGGAGUGGAUCCAACAGCAAGUGGUAAAAAGACGGACAAAGAGGGAUUAUGACUUCAGCCGUGCCCAGCCGACUUACUUCAACGAUCCCAAGUGGCCGAGCAUGUGGUAUAUGCACUGCAGCGACAACACGCAUCCCUGCCAAUCAGACAUGAAUAUCGAAGGAGCCUGGAAGAGAGGCUACACGGGAAAGAACAUCGUGGUGACCAUCUUGGACGAUGGCAUCGAGAGAACCCAUCCGGACCUGCUGCAGAACUAUGAUGCCCUGGCGAGUUGUGACGUGAACGGGAAUGAUCUGGACCCAAUGCCUCGUUACGAUGCCAGCAACGAGAACAAGCAUGGGACCCGCUGUGCUGGAGAAGUGGCAGCCGCAGCAAACAACUCUCACUGCACAGUCGGAAUUGCUUUCAAUGCCAAGAUCGGAGGGGUUCGGAUGCUGGAUGGAGAUGUCACAGACAUGGUUGAAGCGAAAUCGGUUAGCUUCAAUCCCCAGCACGUGCAUAUCUACAGUGCCAGCUGGGGCCCGGAUGAUGAUGGCAAGACCGUGGACGGACCGGCUCCACUCACCCGGCAAGCCUUUGAAAACGGCGUUAGAAUGGGGCGGAGAGGCCUCGGCUCUGUUUUUGUCUGGGCCUCAGGAAAUGGUGGAAGGAGCAAAGACCACUGUUCCUGUGACGGCUACACCAACAGCAUCUACACAAUCUCCAUCAGCAGCACAGCUGAGAGUGGGAAGAAGCCUUGGUACCUGGAAGAGUGUUCGUCCACAUUGGCCACCACCUACAGCAGUGGAGAGUCUUACGAUAAGAAAAUAAUUACCACAGAUCUGAGGCAACGCUGUACAGACAACCACACCGGGACCUCGGCCUCGGCCCCCAUGGCUGCGGGCAUCAUCGCCCUCGCCCUGGAAGCCAAUCCGUUUCUGACCUGGAGAGACGUGCAGCAUGUUAUUGUCAGGACUUCCCGUGCAGGACAUUUGAACGCUAAUGACUGGAAAACCAAUGCUGCGGGUUUUAAGGUGAGCCAUCUCUAUGGAUUUGGACUGAUGGACGCAGAAGCCAUGGUGAUGGAAGCCGAGAAGUGGACCACUGUUCCCCAGCAGCACGUGUGUGUGGAGAGCACAGACCGACAAAUCAAGACAAUUCGCCCCAACAGCGCCGUGCGCUCCAUCUACAAAGCUUCGGGGUGUUCCGAUAACCCCAACCACCACGUCAACUACUUGGAGCACGUGGUUGUGCGCAUAACCAUCACCCACCCGAGGAGGGGAGACCUGGCCAUCUACCUGACCUCGCCCUCGGGAACCAGGUCCCAGCUUUUGGCCAACAGGCUUUUUGAUCAUUCCAUGGAAGGAUUUAAAAACUGGGAGUUCAUGACCAUUCAUUGCUGGGGAGAACGAGCCACCGGUGACUGGAUCCUUGAAGUUUAUGAUACUCCCUCCCAGCUGAGGAACUUCAAGACCCCAGGGAAGUUGAAAGAAUGGUCUUUGGUCCUCUAUGGCACCUCCGUGCAGCCCUACUCCCCAACGAACGAGUUUCCUAAGGUAGAACGUGUCCGUUAUACCCGAGUCGAAGACCCCACCGAGGACUAUGGUACGGAGGAUUAUGCAGGUCCCUGCGACCCUGAGUGCAGUGAGGUUGGCUGUGACGGCCCCGGCCCGGACCACUGCAGCGACUGCUUGCAUUACUACUACAAGCUGAAAAACAACACCAGGAUCUGUGUCUCCAGCUGCCCCCCUGGCCACUACCAUGCUGACAAGAAGCGAUGCAGGAAGUGUGCCCCCAACUGUGAGUCCUGCUUUGGGAGCCAUGGUGACCAGUGUCUGUCCUGUAAAUAUGGAUACUUCCUCAACGAAGAAAUCAACAGCUGUGUUACCCACUGCCCCGAUGGCUCAUACCAGGACACCAAGAAAAGUCUUUGCCGGAAAUGCAGUGAGAAUUGCAAGACAUGUACAGAAUUUCACAAUUGCACAGAAUGCAGGGAUGGGUUAAGCCUGCAGGGAUCACAGUGUUCCAUCACCUGUGAAGACGGGCAGUACUUCAAUGGCCAGGACUGUCAGCCCUGUCACCGCUUCUGUGCCACCUGUGCAGGGGCGGGCGCCACCGGGUGUACAAACUGCACCGAGGGCUACUUCAUGGAGGACGGGAGAUGCGUGCAGGCCUGUAGCACCAGCUAUUACUUGGACCCCUCUUCAGAGCACGGAUACAAAUCCUGCAAGAAAUGUGAUGCCAGCUGUUUGACAUGCAAUGGUCCGGGGUUCAAGAACUGCACGAGCUGCCCCAGUGGGUAUCUCUUAGACCUAGGGACGUGUCAGAUGGGAGCCAUCUGCAAGGACGGAGAAUACAUCGAUGAGCAUGGCCACUGCCAGAUCUGUGACGCCUCGUGUGCCAAGUGCUGGGGGCCCACUCAGGAAGACUGCACUGGCUGCCCUGUCACAAGGAUUCUUGACAAUGGCCACUGCGUUUUCAAAUGUCCCUCAGGGAAAUUUGAAUUUCAGAACCAAUGCCAUUUGUGCCAUUACACCUGCCAAGAAUGCCAAGGAAAUGAGCCUUCCAACUGCACUUCCUGUGGAGUAGAUAAGCAUGGCCAGGAGCGCUUCCUGUAUCAGGGGGAGUGUUGGGAGAGCUGCCCAGCAGGCUACUACCCUGCUGAGGGGCACACCUGCCUGCCCUGCCCUGACAACUGUGAACUUUGCCACAGCGCACACAUCUGUAUACGAUGCGCGGGAGGCUACUUCCUAGUGUCCACCAGCCAUACCUGCCAGAAGUUGGCGUGUGGACAAGGUGAAGUCCAAGACCCAGACUAUGGAGAGUGUGUGCCUUGUGAAGAAGGAUGCCUGGGAUGCAACUUGGGCGACCCAGGAACCUGUGCAUCAUGCAGUACGGGGUAUUACAUGUUUCAGCACCACUGUCAUAAAACGUGUCCCGAGAGGACCUACGGCGAAGGAUCUGAAUGUAAACCGUGUGAUACGAACUGCAGCAACUGUGACCCGCAUGAGUGCUACUCGUGUGAAGAGGGCUUCUUUCUCCUGGGCGGCACGUGUGUGCGCAAUUGUGGCCCCGGCUUCUACGGCGACCUGGAGACGGGAGAAUGUGAGCCCUGCCACCGGGCCUGUGAAACCUGCACUGGUUUUGGCCACCAGCAGUGUCGCACGUGCCGAGAAGGACUGCAGCUGCGGCAGGGGACGUGUGUGGGUCCCGCCCAGACUCCGGUGGAAGGCGAAUUCUGGAACGAACCUGCACCCACUUCAUCUUUGGUGAAGACCUGGCCACAGAAACGACGGCGGAAGUUUCCAAUCAAAAGAGACAUUUUGAGAGGACACCAGCCGUGUCAUCCUUCUUGUGAAACCUGCAAUGAAUCUGCAACCCUGUGCACUUCGUGUCCAAAAGGCACGUAUCUGUUGGCCCAGGCCUGUGUCUCCUCGUGUCCCGAAGGCACAUGGCCCUCGGUGACGAGUGGCAGCUGCGAGAACUGUCCGGAGGACUGUGCCUCCUGCUCUGGAGCCAAUCUUUGCGGAAAGUGCCGGACUCGGCCAGACUUCCCUCUCUUCCUCCAUGAAGGCAGGUGCUACACCAGAUGUCCUGAGGGCUUCUACGCAGAAGACAGCACAUGUAGGCGCUGCAGCGCCCCCUGCAGAACAUGUGAAGGAAAUGCCACCAGCUGCCGCUCUUGCCAAGGAGGCUUCGUCUUGGACCAGGGAGCAUGCCGGGAAACCUGCCCCGAGAGGCACGUGGCCAUGGACGGGGUGUGCAGGCCUUGCCCCAAGAUGUGUCAGGACUGCAUCCAUGAGCAAACAUGCAAAGAGUGUAUGCCUGAGUCCUUCCUGUACAAGGACAUGUGCCAUCAGUCCUGUCCCCGCGGCUACUACGCAGACAGACGCCAGUGUGUCCCCUGCCACGAAGACUGUCUGGAGUGUGAUGGCCCCUCAGCGGAUGACUGUGACCUCUGUGCUGAGUCAUCCUCGGUUCUCUAUGAUGGACGCUGCUUGGAGGAGUGUCCGGCAGGGACUUACUAUGAGAAAGAGACCAAGGAGUGCAGAGAGUGUCACAAGUCUUGCCGGACCUGCUCGUCGCCUGGGACCUGCACCACCUGUCGGGAAGGCCUGGGGAUGGCCAGCCACGGACGCUGUGUGCCUCACAAGGAAUGUGCCCCGGUUGAGUACUGGGAUGAGGCUCUGGGAUGCAAGCCCUGUCAUGCUAAGUGUUUCCGCUGCACCGGGCCCGCAGAGGACCAGUGUCGCACCUGCCCGAGGGACAGCCUUCUUCUCAACAUGACCUGUGUGCAGGACUGCCCCGAGGGCUACUACGCUGAUGAGGACAGCCACCAGUGCGCGCCCUGCCACAGCUCUUGUAGGACAUGUGAAGGGAGACGCAGCACACAGUGCCUCUCCUGCCAACCAAGCUCGUUCCAGCUGGAAAAGGAGUGCCUGCCCCAGUGCAGGGAAGGAUAUUACGCGGAAGAAGCCACCGGACGGUGUGAGAGGUGUAGCAAGACCUGCAAGGCGUGCCGCGGCCCGCGGCCCACCGACUGCCUGUCUUGCGAUACGUUUUUCUUCCUGCUCCGCUCCAAGGGAGAGUGUCAUCGCACCUGCCCAGAGCAUUACUACGCGGAUCAAAACACACGGACGUGUGAGAGAUGCCACCCAACUUGCAACAAAUGCAGAGGAAAAGGUCCGUUGAACUGUUUAUCUUGUGUGUGGAGUUACCACCUAGCGGGAGGAAUCUGCACCUCAGACUGUCUGGUGGGAGAAUACAGAGUGAAAGAGGGGGAGAAGUUUAACUGUGAAAAAUGCCACGAAAGCUGCGUGGAAUGCAAGGGACCCGGCACCAAGAACUGCACUGUGUGCCCCGCCGACCUGGUGCUGCUUCUGGACGACAGUCGUUGUCUACACUGCUGCAAUACUUCCGACCCCUCCAAUGCCCAGGAGUGCUGUGACUGCCGGGACACCACAGACGAGUGUAUCCUUCAAGCAAGUGAAAUUGGGCCUGCAGGCGAGCGGACCAAGACAGCCCUGUUCAUCACCUCCUCCAUUAUGCUGGUGCUUCUGCUCGGGGCGGCAGUGAUUGUCUGGAAGAAAUCACGGGGCCGAGCCCAGCCAGUAGCAAAAGCCGGCUAUGAGAAGCUGACCGACCCUGGCAAGUCAUAUGUUUCCUAUAAGAGCAGCCAUCUUGAAAGCACCAGCUUUGAAGAAGAUCAGGUCAUUGAGUACAGGGACCAGGACUAUGAUGAGGAGGAGGAUGAUGACAUCGUCUACAUGGGCCAAGAUGGCACCAUCUACCGGAAAUUUAAGUAUGGGCUGCUGGAUGAUGAUGAGGAUGAGCUGGAAUACGACGAUGAAAGUUACUCCUACCAGUAGACAGAGCCCUCCCCCGCCUUCGCCCUGCCCCAUCCUGUCCCAGGCAUUACAGUUUUGGGGUUUUAGUCCCACACACCAGGCUGAUGUGUGGGUGUUUGUCUGUGUCCUCUUAACCCUGAGUCCAGCUAGAGCUGGUAACAAAUGCUGAAAUGAUUGGUUCUUCUUUGGGGUGACUACAUUCAAUCGACCGUAACUGGGGAACAGGGAUAAAAUUCAGAGGGAUUUUCCUCAAAAUAAUAUGUCAAAAUACAGAAGUGAAAAAAAAAAAAGUGAGAUUUGUACAAACUGUUUGAUGUGAUUGAAAAAAAAAAAGCGGUGGGCCUAUAGGAAUUCUGUUUCUCAGCGAUAUUGCGGGGAUAUUUGCUGCCUUCUGGAAUUCUGAUAUUUCUGUAAAUGAUUUUGGGGGGACAGGGAGAGGAAAGAGAUUCUUGUUUGUCUUAGGGGAUUUUUCUCCCCUGUGAGCUAUCUGUAGGCAGAGGUUGGCUCUGUAAGGGCCAGCUAAAGAGGGCUCACCACCUCAUGCCAUUUAUCACCCCGUUCCUCCCCAAAGAAAGAGUUGGAAUGGAUUCUAACAUGGAAAAAUCCGAACGUCCUGCUCACCAGCAUAACAACCCAGUUACCCACCAGCCUUCCAAAGCUCUCUACCUCUGGGAUCUGUUUUUAGACGUCCUAGGCUUCCCUUGGUCCACUCUCCUGUCAAGUACACACUUGGAUUUGUGCAUGAGGCACAGUUUUCUACAAAUAGCAAUCCAGAGGGAAGGGCUCUUACUGCGUGAAAUUACAUAGGCCGGGUUUUGCAGAUUUCCUUGUCAAAGCAGAAAUUACAGGCAAUGCUAGGAGGGGAUCGCAAGAAAAUGACGUUUUCAGAUGAUAAUGCUACUCAGAAAAAAAUUUAUUGCACACCUACUAUGCGCUAGGUACCGAGCUAAAUAAUGCCUUUCAGAAAAAAAUCACCCCACUUAAUACCAUGACUUCAUGAGGUUGGUACCAUUAUCGCUCUGUUUUUAUAGGGAACCUCAGACUUCCUGAGAGGUUAGGUAACUAGCCCAAGGUCACAGAAAGCUAAGCAAGAUUCCUGGAAAAAGAAUGACCCUAAAAGGCAUAUUCUUAAUACCUAUGCUAGACUGACAUAAAAUAAAAAGGAACCUAAAUAUAGUAAAAGCAUGUAUAUUAUUUUAUGAUACGGCAACUCUGUUACCUUUACUGAAUCCAUGCAUUUUUCUUGUCUUUUAACGUAACGAAUCACGGAUACGGGAAAUCUCUGUAAAGAAGUCUUCAUUGUA
Neofelis nebulosa (Clouded leopard) is the source of this 7480-nucleotide messenger RNA. It is a transcript of the gene PCSK5, whose product is annotated as proprotein convertase subtilisin/kexin type 5. The coding region runs from base 27 to 6197 and encodes 2056 amino acids. The transcript is spliced from 38 exons. The record is from RefSeq and is a predicted model, not a curated record. NCBI's taxonomy places the organism in Eukaryota, Metazoa, Chordata, Mammalia, Carnivora, Felidae. Gene Ontology annotation, molecular function: serine-type endopeptidase activity. Gene Ontology annotation, biological process: peptide hormone processing. Gene Ontology annotation, cellular component: Golgi membrane; trans-Golgi network.